UAGUAGUGCCGCUGUGUUUGCGGUAUGACGCUCUCGUGCAUUUUCGUCAUGGAUCUAAAAGGAAGGGUGAUAAUCAGUCGCAACUAUCGUGGCGAUGUGCCUAUGUCUGUUUCUGAGAGGUUUGUGCAGUACUUGCAAGAAAACGAUGAAAUGGAUCAAAGGCCAAUCUUCACGGAUGAAGGCUUUACAUUCGCCUACACCAAGCACAACAAUUUGUUUCUCAUGUGUGUAACUAAGCGCAACUCUAAUAUCGCUCUCCUUCUCAUGUACCUCUACCGCCUAGUGACGGUUUUCAAAGACUACUUCGGGGAACUUGACGAAGAAAGCAUUCGUGACAACUUUGUGAUUAUUUAUGAGUUGAUGGACGAAACAAUGGACUUCGGCUAUCCUCAGGCAAUGGACUCAAAAAUUUUGAGAGAGUUUAUCACUCAGGAAAGUAAUAGGCACGAAACUGCGCCAAGGCCCCCUAUUGCGGUUACGAAUGCUGUGUCGUGGCGCAGCGAGGGUAUCAAACACCGAAAAAAUGAGAUAUUUUUGGACGUUAUUGAGCGCCUAAAUUUGUUGGUCGCCGGAAAUGGAACUGUGUUGAACUCCGAGAUUAUUGGUGCUAUCAAAAUGAAAUCCUUUUUAAGUGGCAUGCCUGAGCUGAAGCUGGGUCUAAAUGAUAAGCUCAUGUUUGAGGCAACCGGUCGUCCAAUGACGCGCGGGAAAGCAGUCGAGCUUGAAGACAUCAAAUUUCACCAAUGUGUGAGAUUAGCUCGAUUUGAAAACGACCGUACAAUAUCUUUCAUACCCCCAGAUGGAGAAUUUGAUCUGAUGACUUACCGCCUUUCCACCCAUGUCAAGCCUCUCAUCUGGGUAGAAGCAGUCGUAGAACCCCAUUCGCACAGUCGAAUUGAGUACAUGAUCAAGGCAAAGAGCCAGUUUAAGAGUCGCUCGGUCGCAAAUAACGUAGACAUCAUUAUUCCCGUUCCACAUGAUGUAGAUUCCCCUUCCUUUAAAUCAAGUAUAGGCACAGUAACUUACUUGCCCGAUCGUAACGUGAUUGUCUGGAGCAUCAAACAAUUCAACGGAGCUAGAGAAUAUUUGAUGCGAGCACAUUUUGGACUUCCUUCAGUGUCCAGUGAGGACCCUGAACAUUGGAAAGCACCGAUCGAAGUCAAAUUCGAAAUUCCUUACUUCACAGUCUCCGGAAUACAAGUCCGAUACCUGAAAAUAAUAGAGAAAAGUGGCUAUCAAGCUCUGCCAUGGGUGCGCUACAUAACUCAAAAUGGAGAUUAUCAACUCCGAAUGGUAUAAUUUUUCCUUGGUCAGCUCCCAAGUGGCUAAGAAAAGCGAACGCGUCUGUCAAAUGUUGUCGGUUUCGAACAUAGAGUUCAAUCAGCCAUUUUCUACAUACUCCUUGACGAGCGUCCUUGGCGUCAAGCGCCUAAUCAGCACGACUACAGUAGCACCCGCACAAAUUAGGGGGUCGGAGCGGGGGGGCGACGCGGGAAACUCGACGCUUUCUAGUUUGAACCCCACCCGCCCCGAACGCGGGAAAUUCGACGCUUUCUACUUUACACCAGAGAGACUCGAGCGCGAUUGACCAGCGCACGCGCGCCCUCCUAAUAAAGCACACGCCAGU
Molecule: messenger RNA, 1627 nt
Organism: Aureococcus anophagefferens
Lineage: Eukaryota; Pelagophyceae; Pelagomonadales; Pelagomonadaceae
Exons: 5
Coding region: 25-1299 (424 amino acids)
Biological process (GO): intracellular protein transport; vesicle-mediated transport
Cellular component (GO): cytoplasmic vesicle; clathrin adaptor complex
Source: RefSeq, a predicted model, not a curated record